AUGUUUGCAGGGCCACGAGAGGGGCUCUAUGUCUGUAAUGGAGACUCUGAGCCAUACAGCUCCCACCCCCAGUUGAAGCCCAUCGAACCCCACUCCGACCCUACCACAGUGACCACUGCUUUGUGGAAUGUGUCCAGAGAAACAGACAAAGGCUACUUCCUGAAGCUGGAGGCUCCGAUGAACAACAUCACCACGUCCCUGGGCCAGGCGGCGGAGCUGCACUGCCGGGUGUCGGGGAACCCCACCCCCACGGUGCGCUGGCUGAAGAACGACGCCCCCGUGGUGCAGGAGCCCCGCCGGGUGUCCUACCGGCCCACCGCCUAUGGGUCCCGGCUGCGCAUCCGCGACCUGGACACCACCGACACGGGCUACUUCCAGUGCGUGGCCACCAACGCCUUCGGCACCGUGUCCACCACCGGCAUCCUGUUCGUCAAGUUCGAUCCACUGCCCACCCCCAUAGCAGGAAGGCCUUCACCGGACGAGUACGAGGAGGAGGGCUUCUGCCAGCCCUACAGAGGCAUCGCCUGCGCCCGAGUCAUCGGCAACCGCAGCAUCUACGUGGACUCCCUGCAGAUGCAGGGCGAGAUCGAGACGCAGAUUACAGCGGCCUUCACCAUGAUCGGCACGUCGGCCCAGCUGUCGGACCGCUGCUCGCAGUUUGCCAUCCCGUCGCUCUGUCACUUCGCCUUCCCAGCAUGCCACAGGGGCCCGGGCGGCGAGCGGCCGCGGGACCUGUGCCGGGACGAGUGCGAGGUUCUGGAGAAUGACCUCUGCCACACCGAGUACAUCAUCGCCCGCUCCAACCCCGCCAUCCUGAAGAGCCUGAAACUGCCCAACUGCCACCAGCUGGCUGCUGCCCACACGCCUGAGGCCUCCAACUGCAUGAGGAUUGGCAUCCCCCUGGCCACGCACAUUGACAAGGAUCAUCACUGUUACAAUGACAGUGGGGUGGAUUACCGGGGCACAGUCAGUGUGACCAGGUCAGGUCUACAGUGCCAGCCCUGGAACUCACAGUACCCCCAUAUCCAUGACUAUCUGGCACUACGCUACCCAGAACUCAGCGGGGGCCACUCGUACUGCCGUAACCCAGGGAACCAGCAGCAGGCGCCCUGGUGCCUGACUCUGAACGAGGCCGUACGCAUGGAGUUGUGUGAUGUUUCCCUGUGCGACACCCAGAAGCAGCCCGGUCGCAGCGGAGUAGAGACGCUGUCCAUCCUGAUCCCGUGUGUGAUCCUUCCCCUGGCCGUCGCCCUGAUUUUCUUCUUCAUCUGCACCUGCCGCAAUGCCCAGAAGGCCAAGCGCUCGCCCGUCCCACAGCAACCUAAACCAGUCAGGGGUCAGAAUGUAGAGAUGUCCAUGCUCAGUGCUUCCAAGCCAAAGAGCAAAGCCAAGGAGCUGCCGCUGUCGGCUGUGCGCUUCAUGGAGGAGCUGGGCGAGUGGGCCUUCGGCAGGGUCUACAGAGGCCAUCUCUACCUGCCGGGGAUGGAGCAGGCGCAGCUGGUGGCUAUCAAGACCCUGAAGGACCCAUCCAGCCCGCAGAUGUGGGCUGAGUUCCAGCAGGAGGCCUCUCUGCUGGCUGAGAUGCACCACCACAACGUGGCGUCGCUGCUGGGGGUGGUCACGCAGGACGCGCCCGUCUGCGUGCUGCUGGAGUUGUCCAGCCGGGGCGACCUCAGGCAGUUCCUCAUCUCGCGCUCUCCGCACUCGGACGUGGCCGGAGCCAGCAGCAGCGAUGAGGACGGCACGGCACACUCCGGCCUGGACCACGCCGACCUCCUGCACCUGUCCCUGCAGGUGGCCGCCGGCAUGGAGUACCUGGCCGGCCGCUCGUUCGUGCACAAGGACCUGGCCGCCCGCAACGUCCUGGUGGGGGAGCGGAUGCACCUGAAGAUCUCGGACCUGGGCCUGUCCAGGGACGCCUACGCCUCCGACUACCUCCACGCCCCGAACCGGCGCCCGCUGCCCAUCCGCUGGAUGUCCCCCGAAGCCAUCGCCUACGGCAGCUUCACCACCGACUCUGACGUGUGGGCGUUCGGCGUGGUGCUGUGGGAGAUCUUCAGCUUCGGGCUGCAGCCGUACUGCGGCUUCAGCAGCCAGGAGGUGGUGGACGUGGUACACCAGCGGCAACUGCUGCCCUGCCCUGCGUCCUGCUCAUCCCGGGUGUACGGCCUGAUGGUGGAGUGUUGGCGGGAGAGCCCCGCCCAGCGGCCACGCUUCAGGGACAGCCACGCGCGGCUGAGGGCCUGGGGGGCGCUCUCGUCCCAGGCGGGCUCCACCUCGCCCUCGGGGGGCAACGGCACCACCCAAACCACCUCCCUUAGCGCCAGUCCCAUCAGCAGCACUGGGAGCCCUCGCUACGCCGGCUACAGCUACCCGGCCCACGGCCACGCCCUGCCCCCACCCCACAUGGCGGGGUUCGUGGCAGCCCCUUUGCCCCUAAGCCAGAGAUUCAUCCCGGUCAACGGUUAUGUGGUGUCCCCCGGCUACCCAGCUUUCCCUGGGGCCGACCCCCUGCCGCCGGGCCCGGCCCGCUCCUCCACGCACUGCCCGCCCCCCAAGAGCCGCUCCCCCAGCUCCGCCAGCAGCUCCACCAGCACGGGUCCUACCGGGAACAGCGCCCCCUCUGUCUGCUCCAACCACGACACUGCAGUGCCACUGCCGCCCCGUUGCUUUCCCCUACAGAAGGCCCUACAAACUGGCAUCACACACGCCGCUCUGCACCUCACAGACUCCACCCGGCACACCUUCGAUGAAUCCAGCAUAACUGCCCACUUUUAG
This is a messenger RNA of Conger conger (European conger), 2778 nucleotides long. RefSeq names its product inactive tyrosine-protein kinase transmembrane receptor ROR1-like. Gene Ontology annotation, cellular component: signaling receptor complex. NCBI's taxonomy places the organism in Eukaryota, Metazoa, Chordata, Actinopteri, Anguilliformes, Congridae. Gene Ontology annotation, molecular function: protein binding; ATP binding; protein kinase activity. Gene Ontology annotation, biological process: positive regulation of canonical NF-kappaB signal transduction; multicellular organism development; protein phosphorylation. The coding region runs from base 1 to 2778 and encodes 925 amino acids. The transcript is spliced from 11 exons. The record is from RefSeq and is a predicted model, not a curated record.